This is a messenger RNA of Oryza brachyantha (malo sina), 1076 nucleotides long. RefSeq lists its product as uncharacterized. Bases 48 to 497 code for a protein of 149 amino acids. Lineage: Eukaryota; Viridiplantae; Streptophyta; Magnoliopsida; Poales; Poaceae. Gene Ontology annotation, molecular function: actin binding. The transcript has 5 exons. The record is from RefSeq and is a predicted model, not a curated record.
CGCAGCGUCUCACCACCUACCCGCACCGCCGCGGCGCUCCCACCCCAAUGGCCGCGGACUGGGCUUGGGCGCGCCGGGCGUGGGAGAAGUGGGCGGGGAAGCACGUCGGCGUUUCCGGGAAGCCGGUCAAGGCGGCGCUGCUGCUCAACUACGACCCGACCGGGCCGUCUCGCCUCCUCCCCGUCGUAGCAGAGCAAGAAGGAACUGAACUGAAAGCUGUUGAUCUGCAACCAUUUCUGGACUUUGUUCGACGGAACAAUCUGCAGAUGGAAUUCUUCUCUAUUGGCUCAAACCAGUAUUUGGUCACCUCGAUCAAUGAACACUGGUUCUGUGCUCGCUGUGUCAAUGGAAUACAGCCAGAAGGUGAAGGAGUUAUAGUCAUGGAGAUUGGAGCUUAUUUGUUAGUUUGUAUGUAUGAUGGUUCUCUUUGUUCUGCUUCACAAGCCAUGGUGGCCGUUGAUCAGUUUGCAUGGCACUUUAAUCGAAGAGCUCACUAACUGCUGAUUUUUGUUAGUUUCAGGUGUGAGAUCUGAGGUGAUAGACAUUGUUGAUUGAGAUAAUUCUUCUAAACUUUAGUGUAACUGCCUAAUAUUACUGCUCUCUUAGGUUUGUUAAUCCUCUUAAUGCAAUAGCUAUUAGCUAUUUUCUGUAAGACGGAUAUGUUUUGAGUCAGUUUAACUAACCUAUUCGGGCAUAUCUAGUCAGCAGUCCUAAGUCCGCAUAAGGUUUUGUAUGUUUUGCGGGAUGCUUCUGAAUUUCAGAAUAUUAUACUAAAUGUAGUGAGGGAGAUAGUCAAUGGUCUAAUUGUUUAAUGUUAAAGCGACCGUAUUUGUAAGAACGUAAGGAAGAAAAGAUGUCAGAUUUUCAAGUGAAGACAUUUAAUUCAAUCUUUGUGUAUCCAAACAAGCACCAAGUGUCUGUAAGGUAGUACAAGAUCAGGUGGGAAGUCCUCCAGUUGCUUGGUUAUAUAUUCUGGUAGUUUCUGUAUGAACUUCAUACUCCAUUAUAUUCAAUUGUGGAUUUGAUAUGAUUUAUCCUCCCACAUUGUUUUUGUUGUUACUGUCAACUUUUAAUAC